Molecule: messenger RNA, 911 nt
Organism: Chinchilla lanigera (long-tailed chinchilla)
Lineage: Eukaryota; Metazoa; Chordata; Mammalia; Rodentia; Chinchillidae
Product: basic proline-rich protein-like
Source: RefSeq, a predicted model, not a curated record
GAGCGCGGACGCCAGGGAAACCUGCACGCGGAUCCCGACCCUUCCUGCUCCUCCGCGCAGGGCCGGCGCGGAAAGCCCCGCUUACCUGCGUGCCUUCUUAACGGGCUCUGAAGUCGGACGGACGCCCUUCUUCCGGACGCUCUGACCAACUCAUGUGGACAGGUUUUGGCAAAAAUUCACUUAUCCCUCUGUGUGUGGGGGCAAAUGGAGCACAGAAUCGGAGGCUUUGACUGCACGUAGGAUGCACGGAGCGGUGACGGUUAACUAGCGCUGCUUUUCACUUGGAGCUGGGGGUCGUUAACGUGGCUCUUUGGAAACAAGCUGUUGUUAUUGGGUACUUGGGGUGUUAGAAUGGGGUGCAGUUUAGGCAGCGCCACCAGCCGCUUGGGCUUCCCGUGAUGACGGGGCUGGACACACAGUGGCCUCACCCACGCCUAGCUAGGGGCAGCUGUUUGGUACCCAGGCUGAAUUCCAGGAACCAGCAAGAAGGGAUUUCAGAUUGGCCCAGCAUUUUAGCAGAAAGCGGUGGAUGUAACUUCUGUUUUCUCCAAGCAGAGAUCCAGGUGCCACUUCAGGGCAGAAACCUUCAGGCCAAGCGGGGGUGGGAGGAGGGGGCCCUCUCCAGGGUCCCCCCUACUUCCUGCGUACCUGCGUUUCUCUUACAUAAUCUUCUGAUGUGUGCAGAGUUUUAAAAUUCCCGGUUUAUCACCUACACUUCUAAACGACAGUGAGGACAGCUGAGAUGUGUUAGACGACUUUUUUUGUGGGGCAGGGUACAUUGUUGGAAGUUUCGUGCCUGUGGAUGGAGCCUUCCGCUGUUCACGCAGGAUUUUAUCUUCCGUGUCCCGGUUUCUUCUCACUGGAGCCUGUGUGCGCCUUAGAUAACUAUUUAUUUAAACCUGUUUCCUCCA